AUGGGUGAACGUUCUCUUCAUCGGACUCUGGACAUCUCGAAGCUUGAUUUCAAUGGGCAGAGGGUUCUGAUGAGAGCGGACUUCAAUGUCCCACUCUCUGGAAAACAGAUUGCUGACGAUACAAGGAUAAGAGCCACAGUUCCGACCAUCGAUCUACUGAGGAAAGGUGGCGCCAUUCUGAUACUGGCCAGUCACAUGGGCAGGUGUGGCUCUGCCUUGCCACACUGCGGCCAAUCCUCGCUGGCGCCUGUGGCGGCGGCACUGAAGGACAUUUUGGGCGAUGCCUUUGUGGGCCUGGCAGAAGACUGCAUUGGAGACGCUGUCUCAGCUCGGAUUGGCACGAUGAAACCGGGCCAAGUGCUCUUGCUUGAAAAUACCCGCUUUCACAAGGGCGACACUCAAAACGACGACGCAUUUGCCGAAGCGCUUGCAAAGAGCACUGGUGCUGAAGUCUUCAUCAUGGAUGCUUUUGGAGUCUCGCAUCGCAACCAGGCUAGUGUGACGGGCAUCACAAAAUUUGUACCGAAGUCCUACCCUGGCCCGCUCGUCAGAAAGGAAGUGCUGUGCCUUGCUCGGAGCAUUGAUGUCCCCAAACGGCCUUUUGUCGUCGUGUUGGGUGGCGCAAAGGUGGUUGACAAGCUGCACAUAAUCAGCAUCCUCAUUGACAAGGCUGACAAGCUGAUCAUUGGGGGCAAGAUGGCCUUCACGUUCCUCAAGGCCAAGGGUGUGUCUGUGGGCGACACUGAGAUCGAGGAAGCCCAUCGAGUGGAGGAAGCGCUAGAGAUGGAGAGGAAGGCAGCCGAGCUGCACAAAGAGCUGUACCUGCCCAUCGACCAAGUGGUGGCUGAAGAGCUUGAACAAGGUGCACAGACCAAGAUUCCAAUAAUUUCAAACGGUUUCCACGGAGGCGACAUCGGUCCAGCAAGUCAGCAGCUUUUUGCUGAUGCGCUCGCAGAUGCUGGCACAAUCUUUUGGAAUGGACCCUUGGGAAAAUUUGAGGUGCCGGAAUUCUCAAAGGGCACGUAUGCCAUGGCAAAGGCCAUUGCAGCAGCAACAAAGCGGGGAGCAAUCACGAUCAUAGGUGGCGGAGACUCCGUGUCGGCUGUCAAGGCAGCAGGUUGUGCGCAUGAAGACUUUACACACAUCUCCACUGGAGGCGGGGCCAGCCUGGAGCUCAUUGAGGGCAACAAGAUGCCAGGUCUGCGGGCUCUCACCUUGGGCGUCUAAGCCAAAUCAGAAUGGCUGGGAUGCUUGAACAACGCAUGGCCCCUUGAAGAGCCAGCGGAUCACUGAUGAGAUAUAUGCACCAUUCAGUACUGAAGCAAUUCAUUUCACUGAACGCAUGAUCUACGCAAUGCAAGUAAAGCAUUAUUACCGUACAAGUGAUGAUGAUCAUGUUCAGUCCAAAUGACUGCAAGCCUUCGGAGGCCUGUCACAGAGGAAUGCCAUGCGCAUGCAGCGACCGUGUCACACCGUGAUAGUCAACGGCCUGACGGUUAGGCACCAGUCGCAUCCAGAAUGUCCAUCAUGAUAAUCAGUUAAUCCUAUGCCUUCUU
Coccomyxa subellipsoidea C-169 is the source of this 1556-nucleotide messenger RNA. RefSeq names its product phosphoglycerate kinase. Gene Ontology annotation, biological process: gluconeogenesis; glycolytic process. The record is from RefSeq and is a predicted model, not a curated record. Gene Ontology annotation, molecular function: ADP binding; ATP binding; phosphoglycerate kinase activity. Bases 1 to 1227 code for a protein of 408 amino acids. The transcript has 13 exons. NCBI's taxonomy places the organism in Eukaryota, Viridiplantae, Chlorophyta, Trebouxiophyceae, Coccomyxaceae. Gene Ontology annotation, cellular component: cytosol.